Rotaria sp. Silwood2 is the source of this 765-nucleotide messenger RNA. The record is from the annotation of a GenBank genome assembly. NCBI's taxonomy places the organism in Eukaryota, Metazoa, Rotifera, Eurotatoria, Philodinida, Philodinidae.
AUGGCUUCUGAAACAUCAUCAUCAUCAUCAUCAGAUUCAAAAAAACGUCGAAUAAUGAUUAUAACUGCUGAUGAAACUAUAAUUGAACAAAUUCAAAAGAAUAGCAAUACAACAUUAUUUAAAUCAAUUGUUUUGGAUUCUAAUGGUGAUAAUAUGGAAUUAGCUAAUUCACAUAUUAAAGAUAUUCUACCUGAAGUUCAAUCAUUAAAUAAUAAGAAAACAAAAACUGGUACAUUAACAUGUGUUGUUUGUGGUUCACCAGCAAAUGGAUAUAAUUUUGAUGCAAUAUCAUGUGAAAGUUGUAAAGCUUUUUUUCGUCGAAAUGCUCUUAAAGAUCCAACAACACUUGAAUGUCGUCGUAAUGGUAAUUGUGAUAUAACACUUGAAACACGUCGUCGUUGUUCAGCAUGUCGUUUAAUAAAAUGUCUAAAUAAGGGUAUGAGACGUGAUCGACUUUUAACGGUUGAACAGAAAGCAGCAAAACGUCGUAAAAUUGAAGAAAAUCGAACAUUAACCUUAAAAACAAAUGAAAAUAGUCAAAAUUUAACAUCAGAAAUUAAUCAAGAAAAAUCUCCAUUAUUAUCAUCACCAAUUAUUGAUCAUUCACCUAUAUCACAAGGUACAAAUCUUCUUCUACUUAAUGAUUAUACUGAUCUUUUACCAAAAACAACAUUACAUGAAUCACGAUCAUUACUUAGUGCAGAAGAAUUACAACGUGUAGAAACAAUACAAUUUUCAUUUGAACAACGUAUUGAACUCGGUUAG